AUGGUUACUGAGUCGGCUAAGGACAACAAGCAGGCCGAGUUAUCACAGACGAGAGGCAUAUUGGCGCCUCUCCUCACUGGUCAGACGUUGCAAGUGGUGACCGCCCAGAUGCCGGAGAGAUAUGAUGGAGUCUCCGACCUAAGGAUCUGGUUCCGAAGGUUCGAGGCAGAUGCCAGGGCGGCCGGUUGGAAUGAGCACAUGAUGGCCGAGAGAUUGGGUAGCUUCUUCAGGGAUUCCUAUUUUGACACUUGGGACGAGAACGCUGGCAAGAAGGACUUCGCUGCUGAUCGGGAGAUGAUGUUACAACUCUUUGACCUGAUUCGUCCCGACGAGGCCUUGGAGAAGUUCCACGCCUUAUCUUGGGACGGGAAGGGUCAUGUCAGUCAGUUCAUGGCCAUCUUGAAGCGGGCCCUGGAGGAGUAUGACAAGAUGUUACCGGCGGAGGAGAAGCUUCCCCCUUUGGUUAAGAGUCGUAUGUUGUUGGAUCGGCUUAUUGCCUGUGCCCCGGAGGGGGCCAGGCCGGUUCUAAGAAGACGUCGACCUAAGGGUAUAACUGAGGUCUGCCAGAUUAUAGAAGAUUACAGAGGAAAGCAGUCUCGGACGGCCAAGCAUGCUGCGGCGGCUGUGUCCAAGGAUGAGCAUGCGUGCCCCGGGGCGGUGGCACAACCUUCCCCAGACAAGGACAAGCAGUUGGCUUCGCUUAUCGAAUCACAGACUAAGGCGAUCAACGCUAUGCAUACUUCGCAGAAUGCCCUGCUUAGGUCCCUGAAGGACAUCCUCAAGGCUCAACAAGAUCCUGGUCGUAAGGAUAAGGACAUGCGUGCAGGACCCACGCAGCCCAGGAGACAGCUGAUGCCGUGCGGGAUCUGUGAGGGGAAGCAUGCAUCCUAUAACUGUCUUCAUAAGAGGUGCAGUGAGGGUUGCUUCAUCUGUGGUUCUAAGGCACACUUGUCCCGCUCGUGUCCUGAGCGCCCCGCUCUGCUGGAGAGGAUUAAGAAGGGUGUGACGCCGGAACAGGGAAAUUAG
Molecule: messenger RNA, 1026 nt
Organism: Perkinsus marinus ATCC 50983
Lineage: Eukaryota; Perkinsozoa; Perkinsida; Perkinsidae
Exons: 1
Coding region: 1-1026 (341 amino acids)
Molecular function (GO): zinc ion binding; nucleic acid binding
Source: RefSeq, a predicted model, not a curated record